CGACUUGCUGAUCCAGUCGAAAGGAAAUCUCGGACUCAUCUUGGACCUAGUGCCUGGCUCCGAGGAGAAAUUCUAUCCGAGUUUGACGGCUAUUUGCUCUACUGUUCUUAUUCGUCAUCACAUCGAGAAUUCUACGCACAUUCAGGUGCUUUGCGGAAUACGAGAGCGUCACAGUCUGAGUACGCCUACGGGAUUCCCGCACAUCUCGUCCGUCACCAGUGCUUGAUACAAAGGCAUAGACGCGUAGACGCCCUUUCUCAUGGUCAACCUGACUCGGGAGACCAAGGACGCCUACGUACGACAGUAUGAAGGAUACUUGGAAGACCUCAACACGUUCAAGGCGGAGCUGCGACGGAUGCUCGCGCAGACAUCUGUCGUGUCUCGCAGACCGGCUUUGCUGAAGCUGAAAGCCAUUCUAGCUAAGGGAACCGCCUUCAAACUGCUAGACGAGGACUUCCUGCGUCCAGAUCUCCCAUGGGAGAUGGAUGGCUUCCAAGUGGACGUCCUGACUCAGGCCAUGUCCGCGUAUUCGCUGUACAUCGAGGUCUCGAGUCUGCCGGAAUACUCGUCCUUGCGAGCGACGAAACCAAUGGAGCUCGCCGACGUGUUCCGCUGGAUCGACAUCGUGCACCCCAUGAACGGCAGGCUGAUACCCACGCCGGAGAAGCCCACCUACGGCGCAAUGGUCACGUCCAUCGCGGGCCUGCUCUCCAGCAUCACCCGGAAGAAGGACGGCGACUUCGCGCAGCUCGCCUGGAAGGAUCCGCAUGCCAUCACCCUCGUGAUGGACCUGUGGCUAUACUACCCGCGCUACCUCCAGCACUACAGCGAGGACCUCACGGAGACCGCGACGACCAUCACCGUGUCCGCGCUCGCCACCCUCGAGAACUUGGCCGCUACGGAGGAUGGUGAAAAGUACUUCGUCACGCGCUUACUCGCCAUGGUCGGCGGACGCCCCAGCCGCAUCCUGCGCCUCAUCGCAGAGCAGACGGCCUUCCUCGACAGUAUCAACAUUAAGAGCAGGUGGAGCUUCGUCUGGAAGAUCCACUAUGCGCUCGUGGACCAGCUGUCGGAGAGCUCCGAGUUUCUCGGCGUCGACGCGCCCCUCUGCUUCUUCGAGUCCAUCGUCGUUGGCUGGCGGCGCUGCCUGGAGAAGCCAACGGACGAGAACAUGGCCGCCGCCGCGGAGCAGGCGACGAACGCCGUCGGCAAUUUCAUCAUGAUGGCGCUGAGCACGACCAACCUGCGCCGCGCCAUCCGCGCUGGCGUGUACGACGCGUUCUUCGAUGUACAGCGCGCGUGGGGAAAGGAGAAGAAGGAAAGCGCGCUCUACGGUGGCAUUGCGCAGCAUCUUGCGAACAGCCUCACGAUAGCCAGCAUCCUCCGCGCCUUCCAUCGACGGAACGCGGACCUUCUACAGCCUCCAGAAAAACCCGACGCGCGCCGAUCAUUCAUUGAAAAGCGCUUCGAGAGCCUGCUGUCUACGUAUAGGAUUAUGUGGCAGCAGUAUACGGAUGCGAGAAAAGCACCCACCUGGAAGCGCUUGUUCCCAUGCAACAACGUGCACGCUGACGUUCACGAGGCAGAGGUGCGCGCGUGCGCGUGCGGCCAGGCUUUCUACUGCUCGAAGAAGUGUCAACGCGAGCACUGGAAGGCCAGCCAUCGGGAGACUUGCUGGCAUCAGGACGGCGUAUGGGGCUUUGAAGGUGAUAUAACGCUUGACGAUGCGAUCUUUCUUUUCGAGUCUGCGCUUCGCGUGAUCAAGCGCAACGAGGAUAAGAUGGCAAAGGAUCUCGCGCAUACGGAAUAUCCGGAUAGUCCACUCAUCAUGGUCGAUCUCGCCACGUCUCCGUCGCCGGACGGGAAUUUUGAGUGGACGUUGGACGAGGAUGCGAGCGACUUGUCCACUGACUCGGACUGGUCUACCGAUGAUGGAGGCAGCGAAGACGACGAGGAAGCCGGAAUGGGUGAGGUGGAAGCGAGUGGAACGCAGGCCAGGGAUGAGGCAGCGGCGAAGGACCAAAGAGGGCACGUGGACGAGGACGAGGGACCACACGUCGCUACAAUUUCCGUCGCGUACUGCGUUGGGGAGGUGUAUCCGGACGAGAAGUUGCCCUUCAGGUACGACUUCGCUCUCAGGCGCCUCCUGGCGAGGGAUUGAGGUAUCAGACGUGCGUCUCGUUGUAUAUCUCUGGCGGUAUCGCACUUGUUACCGAGAGAUUGAAGCGCCGCCGUGCUGAUCUAAAGUGGUGACGCUACAUAUGGCAAAAUAUACUAACUAGAUAUCAUUCCGCCUAGCGGCUGUCGGAUCAUC
Messenger RNA from Schizophyllum commune H4-8, 2314 nucleotides. RefSeq lists its product as uncharacterized. Lineage: Eukaryota; Fungi; Basidiomycota; Agaricomycetes; Agaricales; Schizophyllaceae. The coding region runs from base 260 to 2161 and encodes 633 amino acids. The transcript is spliced from 4 exons. The record is from RefSeq and is a predicted model, not a curated record.